Messenger RNA from Penicillium manginii, 4953 nucleotides. RefSeq lists its product as uncharacterized. Gene Ontology annotation, cellular component: cytosol. The record is from RefSeq and is a predicted model, not a curated record. NCBI's taxonomy places the organism in Eukaryota, Fungi, Ascomycota, Eurotiomycetes, Eurotiales, Aspergillaceae. The transcript is spliced from 6 exons. The coding region runs from base 1 to 4953 and encodes 1650 amino acids. Gene Ontology annotation, biological process: tRNA methylation.
AUGGAUAGUAAUUCACCACACAGUACUGGACGUGCACCUCCUGCAAAUAUGGAGGACAUCGCACAAAAGGUCGAAAUGCUGCCCGAAAAGACCUUGAAUGCAAUUGCGAAGGGUCCGUUGGUCAAAUUGACAUUGAACAGUACCGAUACUGAACAAAUCAAACGGGUGUGGCAGUCCUUGAUUUUGACAUUAUCCACCCCGUCUCUAUCCAGCGGACAUACCAUGGCAGUUUGCAAUGCUACAUCUGCUUUUCUCGAUGCCGCGGCCAAUGCCAAACAUGAAGAAACCAAGCAAUUGGCACUCAGCACUGAGACCUGGAUGACGGUCUUCAAUAUAUUCCUAGGCCGAUACGAGGACGCGAAACCAAAGGCGCUCAAGCUACUUCUCGGCUCGCUGGCUACCAUCUUAGCCAAGCACCUCAAAGGAGAAGAAAGAGCUCUUAUUCAACGUAAUAUUGUCACAGCUACAUUUCCUAGUGUUGUGCUUGGCGAGCCCCGGUCUCGUUUGAAGGGUUCCCUUGUAUGCCUAGAGUGGGUGAUUCGCAAGGGUGCUAUUCUUCCGUUCGAAUUGAUCCACUUAAUACAACAAUGGCUGCUCGAGAAUCGUGCCGAAUGGGUACCUGCUUUUGAGAAGGACUGCAAUACAUUUUUUGCCAGUGGCGUGCAGGCAACUCCCGACUUAAUGUCUACCGACCUAUCCGAGGAAUUCGCCGCUAAUAUCUUCUUCCUCGGUCUUCUGACUCAGACCAAUAACCGUGAAUUUUCUGGCACGGGCGGUGGAUUGUUAUCGACAUUCUUGCAAAAGCUCAAAGCAGAAUCUCCGACAAGGAAGCUGUCCAACAUCUGGGUGGCUCCUGUCAAGCUUAUAGUGUUGCGCAGCAUGGACCACCUUGAAGCUCUCUCCAGCCAAGUCCUUGAGCCUCUAUUCGCAAUUGAUCCGGCUGGCUUCCGGUCGUUUGUGGAUUCUCUGCCCUUUGAAAAUUUCUUGGCUGGCGAUAUGAGUAACGCUCGGGAAUCGGAAUUCAUCUUGCUUUUCUCGGCCCUCCAGAUGGGCAAAAAGUCCAAUCUUGUCCUCGAUGACUUCGACUCCUCGAAGCCAGACGAUAAGAAGGAUAAUGCCCCUCCGAAGUUGGUGCUAAAGAGCGAAGUUAUCGGUCGGUUCCUAUUUCAUAAUGAACCGAAGAUCCGAGUUGCGGCCUUGUCCUUGUUGAUCACAGGGCUUUCGACAGUCAAACCAUUCACGGCAUCUGCUAUAAAUGCAAUUCUGCGAGGUCUUCCGUCCAUGCAUGCGGACUCUGAUGCCUACAGCAGAGGAGAGAUCAUGAGUCUCACCCGCAAAUUUAUUUUACGCCUGAAGGGAGGUGUCGUUAAAGACGAAGAUGCAGCACAGAGUUCCGACUCUUCUGGAAAACAACCAGUUGGUUUAAGCCGAAGCGAUAGUGAGACCCAAAAAUGUCUCGAGACGUAUCUCGAUUUCCUACAAAAGGAUUUGUGUGUCACGGCGUCCUACGCGCGCCACAUCAGCGCUCUGAAAGCGCUCAAUCUCCUGCUAGUAUCUGGUCUGGAUCCAAGGGCAGGUAUCCCACCGGUGAAAUCAGAGAUUCAAACACAUUGGAAGUCGCAUGUCGAGGUUUUCAAUGCCCGCUUGCUUCGGUUGUUGGUUGACCUAUUACUUGACCCAUUCGAAGAAGUCCGACAUACUGCACUUUCAAUUAUAAACACUUUCCCGCGAGAUGUUCUUUUCAGUGCAUCAUCAGAGGGAGUUAGUGAGCAAGCUGCUGCUGGGAUGUGCCUGACCGAUGCUCUGACCCGUGCUGAAAACAUGGCCAGCAGAACCAGCCGAGCUGACCACGCUGACACUGUGGCUCGACUAUAUCAUGUCCUCUUCUGCGCUGCUUUGCCCCCAACUUCCUCCAAAGAAGUCAAUGACUGGUGGACAACGAAAUAUUCAGUUGUGGACAAAAUAAUUACCAACCUGGAAGAACGUCUUUCUUCCCCGAAGGGAUUGUUCAAUUCCAGUUUGCGUGAGGUUCCGCUCCACGGUUACAUAUCUGGUUUGAGAUAUAUCAUUCUCAUGCCGGAAUUUUAUACCCUAGUGUCAUCAGAUGAUAAUUCGGUAGCCUGGAGAUCCAUCCAUGGCCGGAUUGUCAACAUCUGUGAUCGUGUCUGGCAAGAAGUCAAGCCUGUCUUGUGCAUUGACUCCCCCGAAGGCCAUACAGACGAACCCAUUGAGGACCUCUCAGUAGGCCCUAAGGACAUAUUGUCAUACUCGUGGAGAGCUCUUCGCGAAUCCAGCUUGCUUCUCCAUGCCACGAUGGUCAAUACUACCUACGGCCCAGACAGUGUAGAUGGUCUCAGCCGCAAAGACUUCGAACAGGUCGGACAGAGCAGUUUCACUCAGCUAGCGGAACUACGCCACAGAGGUGCAUUUUCCACGGUCUCAAGUACAUUCGCGACAUGCUGCCAGCGUUGCAGUCAUUCGAAGGAUGCAUCUAUCCAGGAACUUCCCCGAUCAUGGUACCAGCGUGCGAAAAAGACGAUCUUUGAAUCGGCCUCUAAACUCACCCGCCGAUCUGCUGGCAUUCCAGCACUGAUCACAGGAGUCCUGUGCGCGGUGCCUGGUACGCCUUUCUUCAAGGAAGUACUCAACGAGUUGCAUGAAAUCUCCCGAUUGGAAGUUCAGUACAAUAAGGAGAAGCAGUAUCUGGAGCUUCCCCAAGUGCACGCCAUGAACUGCUUGAAGGACAUAUUCGUCAACAACAAGCUCGGCCCACACACCGAGCCUUUCAUCAUGUCGGCUCUCACUCUUUCUGCCGAGCGACUUGCGUCGCCUAUUUGGGCUCUGCGGAAUUCUGGACUGAUGCUCUUCCGAGCCCUCCUCACUCGAAUGUGUCGCGCGAUGCCCAAUACUGGAGGAGGCUUCGGCGGCGAUUCCGGUUCAGAGCCAGGAUCUCAAAUCUCCUUCCAAAAAUACCCCGGUCUCCUGGAGUUACUGGCUAACCUUCUGGCCACCUCUGAAGGAGCCACGGCUGAGGGAACAGAUAUUAUCACUGAGCGCAUUUUCCCAGCACUGGAGCUCAUCGGAGAGAAGAUCCCAACCCCCGAAGACAACAAUGACGCCAUGCUUUGCGGUUUGGUUUCCGAACAUUUCAAGAGCCCCGUGUGGGGAAUUAGAGAGCACGCUGCGCGUGUAUAUGCCUCUCUCCUUACUCGGGCGAAUAUUCUUAAUGACGUUCACAACCUCACCAAUGGCCUAUCGGGACAGGUCACGGAGAACUUCGUCCAUGGAACUAUUUUGUGUGUCAGGUUUGCUCUGCGCCGGUUUGCGGCCACCACUGAUAAUUUUUGGAACUCUCACCUUGACCAAACCCUCUCAACUCUUCGUCGCGUUCUGGCAACUUCAUUUCCCGUGGCCAGAUCUCCGUAUGUUGCGAGCGCCCUUGUCGAAAUCUUGAACGAUAUACUAGAGCGGAGUUUCAAGGCCAAUACCGAAAAUCGAGCUACGUCUCUCAUCCAAGCCCUCUGUGAAGAACACGACCUGGGUGGCAUUAUGGCGCAUGUUUUCGAUAAUAGUGAACCAAACUGGAAGCUAACGAGCACCACUCGGUCAUGCUCUCUUCUCAGGAGGUCUCUUGCUUGGUGCAAGAUUCUCACAUCUCUUGCAAGCAAGUCAUGGGAAGGGCUGCCUGUGUUCUUUAACGAAGUUAGCUUGUUUGACCCGGAUUCCGCGACAUGGAUCUGUGAACAGCUUGAGGAGACACUUGGAACAGCAGUGGAGUACACAAAGCCAGUUGCGAGUCUGUAUGCAUCUGUAAUGUUGGGUCAGAGCCAAACGGCUGUCAGGAUACUGGCCGCUUCAAAUCUGGCAUCGAUCCUCGAAGAAACGCUUUCGGCGCAACCAGCGAGGAUUUCUCAACUUGAUUUGCCUUUUGGAGAUCUGGCACAAAGCUUCCAGCCGCAGAAAGAGUUUGAAAGCUGGAACAGACAGGCUACAGAUGCAGGACUUCGUCUUCAAGGAUGCUUCCUCGCAGUCCACUCCACCGGAGAGAAAGUGGACUUUGCGUCGCUUCAUCACGAUAUUCACGACUGGAUCAUCAAGCUGCGAUCUGCGCUCAGCGAAGAAACGGAAUUCACAACACGAUACGCUGCAGUGUCGUCACUUCGAAGCUUUUCUCUAGGAUUCCGGCCCGAGGGCAAUGUGCCUCGAGUUGAUUCUGUACUUUUGGACAUCUACCUCAUUCUUUACGACCUCUUGAAUGAUGACGAUGAGGAGAUCCGGGAAGUUGCUGCGUCUACAGCAUCCUGGGUCCUUUCCUACUCCUCUGUCUCCCCAAGCACUGCUGUUGUACUGGGUCCCCUAAACGCAAGCUCACUACUUGCCGCCUUCAUCACCGAACACUACUCAGACUCUGCGCAAUUCGCUCGGCGAACGAUACGCUACCUAACCGGACAAGAACCUCGAAUCAGUGGCUCGGAUAACCAGACCCAUCUUGUCGCGGUGUCCGAUCUAAUUGCUCAGUCCCGCCAGGAGCGCACAGUGCUAUUUAUGGAGGAGAAACAGAACCUCUUCAUUGAUUACGUGCGGGAAGUCGAUGUCUGGUCCCAGGCGCUGGUCAACCUGAAGAAGAACGCUUGUCCUGAGACCUUGGUGCGCCAGCUCUCGAGCUGGAUUUUUGAAGGGUUGCAAUAUCUCUCAAACCUUGUUUCGCAGGAUGCUGGACAGGAUGGGCUUUUGGGGUGGCUUUCAAAUCCGGAGUCUUUUGCACUCGGAGUGCGAGUCAUCAGCAUCUCAAUUGCAUUGGCAUCUGAAAGGUUUGCAGUGCCAGAGUAUCUGGAGGCUGAGCAGCAAGCUAUUCGCAGAGAGUUGCAAUCGUUGCUAGAGUAUGGUCAAUUGGCCUCGAUCAAUGACCAAUGGCUCCGGAGAAUCCAGGUUGGUUUGGAUAAUGGACUAUAA